Molecule: messenger RNA, 608 nt
Organism: Strongylus vulgaris
Lineage: Eukaryota; Metazoa; Nematoda; Chromadorea; Rhabditida; Strongylidae
Source: the annotation of a GenBank genome assembly
AUGAAACUUCUUUUUCAAGAAGAAGCGGAUCAUUUCCAAGUGAAUGCAAUGAUCAUCGAAGAAAAUGGACACGAUGGUAGAUCAGUGCUGGCUGAUUUUCUUGUUCGCCCACGAAAUGAUAGCGAAUUCGUUGCGCAAUUUCGGUUUCGCCAAGAGUGGUUUGACGAUCGUCUUCGGUUUAUGGACCAUCAGGAGAAUCGCUUCUUGAAGAUUCGCUCAGACGGGAAACUCAUUUAUGAUAGAAGAUUAACACUUCACUUAGCGUGUUCCAUGCAUUUAUCGCGUUAUCCAAUGGACUCACAAUUGUGCGAAAUCGCUUUUGCAUCAUAUGCCUACACCACUGAUGACAUAAAAUAUGAAUGGGAUACGGAGGCUAUCCGAAUUCAUGAUGGCGCCAACGGAGCUCUACCAAAUUUUGACAUCGCUAUGUUCAGGAACGGAACCUGCCAUUCCAAAACGAAUACGGGUAUAUAUCUCUCAAAUUUCAGCAUUAGCGAAAAUCCUCUGAUUUUUGAAAAUGUUUCUUCCCAUUUUUUCAAGUGCAAACAGCAGUGCGACGGAGGUCAUUACGAUUUCUGCAGGUGUCGAUGUAAAUACUGUUGUUAAAG